CGCGAGCGAGAGCGCGUGGGAGCGCGGAGGCCCGAGCCGGGAAGGGGGAGCGAGCCGAGAGAGACGCCAGGGAGGCGCGCGGGAGCGAACGCCCGCUCGGGAGCCGGAGCCCCGCGGCAUUGCGGCCGCGCCCUAGCCGGAGCCCGUGCGGCAGCCCAGUCCCGCUCCGCCCGCCGCAGCCACGGCUCCGGAGGAUGGAGGACUCCCGGGAGACGUCACCCUCCUCCAACAACUCCUCCGAAGAGCUCAGCUCUGCCCUGAAGCUGUCCAAGGGCAUGUCGAUCUUCCUCGACAUACUGAGGAGAGCAGAUAAAAAUGAUGAUGGAAAAUUGUCCUUUGAAGAAUUCAAAGCAUAUUUUGCAGAUGGUGUUCUGAGUGGAGAAGAAUUACAUGAGCUCUUCCAUACCAUUGAUACACAUAAUACCAACAAUCUUGACACAGAAGAACUCUGUGAAUAUUUUUCCCAGCACUUGGGCGAAUAUGAGAAUGUGCUAGCAGCACUUGAAGACCUAAAUCUUUCCAUCCUGAAGGCAAUGGGCAAAACAAAAAAA
Molecule: messenger RNA, 551 nt
Organism: Leptonychotes weddellii (Weddell seal)
Lineage: Eukaryota; Metazoa; Chordata; Mammalia; Carnivora; Phocidae
Source: RefSeq, a predicted model, not a curated record